AUGACGCCACCCAUUCAUAUCGAUUAUUUGCCACUGGGCAAGCCUCUAUUCGCUGUAAUACUGGUCUUUGUGAUUAUCGUUGCAAAAUUUGCCUAUACUAGUGUCACAUGUCCAACCCGACAUCUCCCUGGACCUUGGUAUACUCGCUUUACGCAUCUUCGCCUGAAACAUGCAGUGAUUACCGGUCAACGAAUCUUCUACAUUGAUUCUCUUCACAGACAAUAUGGACCCAUCGUACGAUUAUCUCCCACUGAGGUUGGAGUCGCAGACCUCAGUGCCUUCAAAGAGAUCCAUAAAAUUGGUACCAAAUACAUGAAGAGUGAUUGGUAUCUACGCCUAGCAAAUUUUCCCAAGCCGGGUGUCUUCACCAUGCUAGAUCCCCGAGAACACGGCCCAAGGAGGAAGCUACUCUCUAGGUCAUUUAGCAGAACAUACCUAGUGGAGAAUUGGGAUUUGGUUGUAAGAGAAAAGGCACUACUUGCUGUGACAAAGAUCAAGGCGGAUGCCGCGACAGGCACCGCGGAUGUGUAUAACUGGUGGAUGCUCCUGGCUUCAGAUAUCAGCGCUCAUCUUGCCUUUGGGGAGUCCUUUGGUAUGCUUGAGAUGGGACAUGCAAACCAGUUUAUUCGAGUACUGAAAAAACUCACUAUGGGAGCCGGUAUCAUGGUCGAGAUGCCUUUUCUUCGUCUCCUACGAUUCAUUCCUAUCACGGCUGUGCAGGAGAUGUUUAAUGCAAAUGACUUCAUUCUCAAAGGCGCAGGUCGAGCGGUCGAGAUGGCGCGAUCUAGGACUGGCGAGGCCAACAUCUUCGCAAAGGUGAUUGAGGACUGCGAGAAGGAAGGGGACGGCCAUAUUGACGACAUGGAUGUGAGGAUUGAGGCCAUGAAUGUUAUCAUUGCUGGCACUGAUACGACUGGCGUCACUCUGACUUAUCUAACUUGGGCGGUCCUCCAACGGCCUGACUUGCAGACAGCGUUGGAGACUGAGACUGCUGGUUUGAAAGCAGGCUUUACAGAAAACGAGCUCAUCAACCUGCCGUUACUAAACGCGGUCAUCGAGGAGACGCUAAGACUGUAUGGCGCUGCACCUAGUAGUCUACCACGCGUAGUGCCCAAGGGUGGAACCAACUUCGGAGGCCACUACAUCCCUCAAGGUGUCACGGUCGAUACGCAGGCAUACACAUUUCACCGCGAUCCCAACAUCUGGAAUGAUCCUUUGAUCUUCAACCCUUACCGCUGGAUCACAUCCGAAAAUAGCCUCGCAGAAGCGCUUUCACCCGCCGCUAAAACCGCUUUCCAUCCUUUCGGUGCUGGCGCUCGAUCAUGCAUUGGUAUUCAUCUUGCACGCAUGGAGUUACGAUAUGCAGUUGCGUUCUUCUUUCGAGAAUGCCAGGGCAUUACAUUGGCGGGUAGCACCACGCCUCAAAGCAUGGAGUUUGAAAAUUUCUUCUUGAUCGCACCCAAGGCGCACCGGUGUGAGAUUACAUUUCACUGAGGACUAUGGAAAUAUCAGGAAGAGUUGUAAGGUUGUGGUGUCUAGGCUAUCUUAUUUGAUUUCGUCAACUUGUCGUUGCGUCCGUAAAGUGAGUAGGCUGAAUCUGCAUCACCUUGCUUAUACACUCGUACUCAUGGUUCGGACAGCAUGAAAUAUACUGUGGGCGGCC
Molecule: messenger RNA, 1663 nt
Organism: Cucurbitaria berberidis CBS 394.84
Lineage: Eukaryota; Fungi; Ascomycota; Dothideomycetes; Pleosporales; Cucurbitariaceae
Product: cytochrome P450 monooxygenase-like protein
Exons: 5
Coding region: 1-1494 (497 amino acids)
Molecular function (GO): oxidoreductase activity, acting on paired donors, with incorporation or reduction of molecular oxygen; monooxygenase activity; heme binding
Source: RefSeq, a predicted model, not a curated record